This is a messenger RNA of Gaeumannomyces tritici R3-111a-1, 231 nucleotides long. RefSeq lists its product as hypothetical. NCBI's taxonomy places the organism in Eukaryota, Fungi, Ascomycota, Sordariomycetes, Magnaporthales, Magnaporthaceae. The record is from RefSeq and is a predicted model, not a curated record. The coding region runs from base 1 to 231 and encodes 76 amino acids. The transcript has a single exon.
AUGGCUGGCCCGGGCUCGGACUGCGGCGGCCUUGCCAUGCCCAGGGCGCCGCCACCUGGUGCAAGCGGCACAUGGCUCCCGCUGAUAUGGAAGGCCCCGGUGGCUCGUCAUCUGUGUGAUGACCACGAUCCUGCUGCACUUGACUUCUUGGGCCGUCUUUUGGCGACCUUCCCCGUGCCCCUCCUGAAGUUUGUGUCGACCGCGAUACGAUGGGCGCGGACGCGGGCGUAG